Neomonachus schauinslandi (Hawaiian monk seal) is the source of this 3951-nucleotide messenger RNA. RefSeq names its product SH3GL interacting endocytic adaptor 1 (gene SGIP1). Gene Ontology annotation, biological process: clathrin-dependent endocytosis; clathrin coat assembly. The transcript has 26 exons. The record is from RefSeq and is a predicted model, not a curated record. Lineage: Eukaryota; Metazoa; Chordata; Mammalia; Carnivora; Phocidae. Gene Ontology annotation, cellular component: clathrin-coated vesicle; cytoplasm; plasma membrane. Bases 1 to 2637 code for a protein of 878 amino acids.
AUGGAGAAGUCAAUUAAGAGACCCGAACCCAAGGAAAAUUAUGAGAAGAAAAUGAUGAUUGUCACUAUAAUAUUUUGUUCCUAUAAGGGGAUAAGGCAAUUAGAGUGCCAAACAAAUCCUGAAAUUCAGGGACUUUUCCAGCUCCAAUUUGCCAAAAAGACUUUCCAAACCACCAGAUUGAAAAAACGUACAAGGAAGGCCUUUGGAAUACGGAAGAAAGAAAAGGACACUGAUUCAACAGGUUCACCAGAUAGAGAUGGAAUUAAGAAAAGCAAUGGGGCACCGAAUGGAUUUUAUGCGGAAAUUGAUUGGGAAAGAUACAACUCUCCUGAGUUGGAUGAAGAAGGCUACAGCAUCAGACCCGAGGAACCUGGCUCUACCAAAGGAAAGCACUUUUAUUCUUCGAGCGAAUCGGAAGAGGAAGAAGAAUCCCACAAGAAAUUUAAUAUCAAGAUUAAGCCAUUGCAAUCUAAAGACAUUCUUAAGAAUGCUGCAACUGUAGAUGAGCUGAAGGCGUCCAUAGGCAACAUUGCACUUUCCCCAUCACCAGUGAGGAAAAGUCCGAGGCGCAGUCCGGGUGCAAUUAAAAGGAACUUAUCCAGUGAAGAAAUGGCAAGACCCAGGCGUUCCACACCAACUCCAGAACUUAUAAGCAAAAAGCCUACAGAUGACACGAUGGCCCUUGCUCCCCUCUUUGGUCCACCAUUAGAAUCAGCUUUUGAGGAACAGAAGACAGAAGUUCUUUUAGAUCAGCCUGAGAUAUGGGGUUCAGGCCAACCAAUUAAUCCAAGCAUCGAGUCGCCAAAGUUAACAAGGCCUUUUCCCACUGGAACACCCCCACCACUGCCUCCCAAAAACGUACCAGCCACCCCACCCCGAACAGGCUCCCCGCUCACAGUUGCACCAGGAAGUGACCAGUCAGCCACAGAGGUCAAAAUUGAAAAACUACCAUCAAUCAAUGACUUGGACAGCAUUUUUGGCCCAGUGUUAUCCCCCAAGUCUGUUGCUGUUAAUGCUGAAGAAAAGUGGGUCCAUUUUUCUGAUACGUCCCCGGAACAUGUUACUCCAGAGUUGACUCCAAGGGAAAAGGUGGUGUCCCCACCAACUGCAUCAGACAACCCAUCUGACUCCCCAGCUCUGGGUCCCCCGGGCCCUCCAGGCCCCCCAGGACCCUCUGGUCCUCCUCGAAAUGUACCGUCGCCGCUCAAUUUAGAAGAAGUCCAGAAGAAAAUCGCUGAGCAGACCUUCAUUAAAGAUGAUUACUUAGAAACAAUCUCAUCUCCCAAAGAUUUUGGGCUGGGACAGAGAGCAACCCCACCUCCCCCACCACCACCCACCUACAGGACUGUGGUUUCAUCCCCUGGACCUGGCUCGGGCAGUGGUAUGGGGACCACCAGUGGUGCAUCAUCCCCUGCUCGACCAGCCACUCCCUUGGUUCCCUGCAGCAGCACCACCCCUCCACCGCCUCCUCCCCGGCCUCCAUCUCGGCCAAAGCUACCUCCAGGAAAACCUGGAGUUGGAGAUGUGCCCAGACCUUUUAGCCCUCCUAUACAUUCUUCCAGCCCUCCUCCGAUAGCACCCCUUGCCCGAGCUGAAAGUACUUCUUCAAUAUCAUCCACCAAUUCCUUGAGCGCAGCCACCACUCCCACAGUUGUGUCAGAAGAUGAUGUUUUUUAUGACAAACUGCCCUCGUUUGAAAGGUGCUGUGAUACCCUGGCAGAGAAUGAACAGCCUUCCCUCGUUUGGUUUGACAGAGGAAAGUUUUAUUUGACUUUUGAAGGUUCUUCCAGGGGACCCAGCCCCCUAACCAUGGGAGCCCAGGACACCCUCCCUGUUGCAGCAGCAUUUACAGAAACGGUCAAUGCCUACUUCAAAGGAGCAGAUCCAAGCAAGUGUAUCGUGAAGAUUACUGGAGAAAUGGUUCUGUCCUUUCCUGCUGGCAUCACCAGACACUUUGCCAACAACCCAUCACCAGCUGCUCUGACUUUUCGGGUGAUAAAUUUCAGCAGGUUAGAACACGUCCUGCCAAAUCCCCAGCUUCUCUGCUGCGAUAAUACUCAAAAUGAUGCCAAUACCAAGGAAUUCUGGGUAAACAUGCCAAAUUUGAUGACUCACCUAAAGAAAGUGUCGGAACAAAAACCCCAGGCUACAUAUUAUAAUGUGGACAUGCUCAAAUAUCAGGUGUCUGCCCAGGGCAUUCAGUCCACACCUCUGAACCUGGCCGUGAACUGGCGGUGCGAGCCGGCCAGCACUGACCUGCGCAUAGAUUACAAAUACAAUACGGAUGCAAUGACAACUGCCGUAGCCCUCAACAAUGUGCAGUUCCUGGUCCCCAUAGAUGGAGGAGUAACCAAGCUCCAGGCCGUGCUCCCACCCGCAGUCUGGAAUGCUGAACAACAAAGAAUAUUGUGGAAGAUUCCUGAUAUUUCUCAGAAGUCAGAAAAUGGAGGGGUGGGUUCUUUAUUGGCGAGAUUUCAGUUGUCUGAAGGCCCAAGCAAACCCUCCCCGUUGGUCGUGCAGUUCACAAGUGAAGGAAGCACCCUUUCUGGAUGUGACAUUGAACUUGUUGGAGCAGGGUAUCGGUUCUCACUCAUCAAGAAAAGGUUUGCUGCAGGAAAAUACUUGGCAGAUAACUAAUAAAAUCUUAUGCAAGGAUUUGGAGGAUUCAUAUAAUGGAGAACUGUUGUAUGAGAAACAGGUUUUAAUUUUGGUUUGAUGGAAACAAACCAAAAUCUGCACUUGGGAUAUAUCUGCUGGAAACGUCCAUGACUUUCAGCAAUGAUUUCCCUCACACAAUACCAUGAUGACCCGUCUUAACAGUAUUUACUUCUAGGUGUAAUAUUGUUAAUGGUUUUAAAAUGUAAUUAUUGUAUUUGUAAAUUGUACUCAUUCCAGUAAGGCAGUUAGACACUUGAGUUUUAGCAUUUUACCAUUCCUAAAAUGGAUGUAAUUUAAACUGUGGUAUGUAAAUUUAAUAGUAGUACUGUUGAAUGGCACAAUGCUUACAGAGGUAGAUUGCAUUUUGUCAAUAUAUAAAAUUUAAAUAUAAUAUUGAUAGCUGUCAUAAAGGGGGUGCCACAUACAAAGAAAAUUAAGUGGAACCAGAAAAAAAAAACUUCCUUUUCUUCAAUCCUUAGUAGGUUUUACUCUAGUGCUAAAUAAAAAUUCUAUCUUCAAAUAUUUAGUGGGUUAAAUUCAGAAACUAUUUCAGAAAGAAAAAAUUCUAAAGUUACAGCAUAUUCAAGAAGAGCAUUAAUUACCACUUUUUAAAAAGCUUUUUUUUCAAACUGCAAAUUUCAUAAAAAUGCGAACUGUGUAAACAGGGCCUCUUAUUUUUAUAACUUGUGUAAAAAGGGAAAGCAAUUCAUAUUUAAAGUUUAAGUAUAUGAAAUUAUAAUCAAGAGUAAAGAAGAUGUUGAAGUCUUAACUACUUCCCCCUCUCUCUGCAGUUUAACGAAUGUGGAGAUUGCUGAAUAAUAUCAGAUUAAAGCCAAAAUUGUGAUUUUAAAAUUUCAAGACUUUCCAUAGUUGAACUGCUGAACAACUUUUGCACAAUUACUCUAAACAGUCUCUCCCAUCUAGCAUGGAGAAUGGUACCACAUAUCUUUCUCUUUACCUGCAGGAAUCAAAACAUUAAGACUAAAAUUCAGAAGAAAAAAUUAGUGCCCCGUUUAAGUCCAGAAGGAAAAUUUUAAUCAUCAUCAUUUAUAUCGUUUGAGAAGGAAAAAAAAAAGCUUUAUAAAUGAAAUUCAAUCCACAUUAUUGUGCAAUAAAUUUCCUUUUGGAUAAGAUUCAUCGUAUGUUAACUAUAAAUUUUUGCCAUUCUCUGAGAAUCAGAGAGUUAUCAAAAAUUUAUGUCAUAAUUUAAUUGUUGCAAGGUAUAAUUAAAACUAAUUACUCAGUCUGGCCUCACAAUGUGACUAUUCAGAACGGAGAAGCACUUCUUCUGGG